AUAGCGAACGGAACGAUGCGGCAGCUACUACGCAUGCGCUGAGGCCAAUAUGGUUAUGAAAAUUGUCCUUACAUGACUUAUAUUUCAAGACAGUCUGACUGUCAGUACAUUUUGCCCAAGGAGUCUUACUUUGUAAAAUGGCAGGAGAAGAGGAGGAAAGCAGGAGCAAGGGUUUUCGGCUGCUGGGGAUCCUUGACGUCCAGAACACUCCAUGUGCCAGAGAGGCCUUCCUGCAUGGGUCUGGAGGCUCACUCGCUGCUGGCCUGCUGCACUUUCUGGUCACAAGUCGGGUAAGGAGGUCUUUUGACGUUGGAUUUGCAGGCUUUAUGCUGACCACUCUCGGCUCCUGGUUUUACUGCAGGAUGAACAACGCUAAGCUUCGAGUGCAGCAGAGAAUGAUCCAGGGAGGCAUCAAGAACAAGGUGGUUUAUGAAGGAACUGCCGUAGACCCCACAAUUAAACCUGGAGCAGAAUCAGGACCCUCAUGACUUCCAGGACUGAGAAUCCUGCCCCUCCUCUGUGACGGCUGGAGGACAAAAGAGGACAAUGGCAGGGCUACUUCAAAGACAUAACAACCAGUUUUUUGUCUUUCGGAAAACUGACUUCUGCUGCACUAAUCAUGGACGGAUUGAGUUAUUUAAUGUGUGCUGUUUUUCCUUUUUUAUGGCUGACAACUUGCGAUACAGCAAAUCCAAUGGGUUAAAUCUUCAAUUCCAUCCAACCAAAAACAAACUGUUGGAUGGUAAGAGUAAGCUGUACUGAUCCUGAAUCACACAAAACGUGUUUUACUAUAAUCUUUUCAAAAUAUUGCUCAACCCUUGAACUGAUCCAACAAAUUUACCUCUUACAACCUCAUUCCGCUGAACCCUGUGAUGCUGUGAUUUUAGUGACUGCGUUCCUCUGUCUCUUCUGUGUUUUCUGCACACGAGGUUACAACUUUAUUCUUAAAGUCAACCCAAGGGUACACAGACUCACCAAAUGCCAUUUGGAAAAGUCCCCACCCCUUUGUGGGUUAGCAGUAUAUUUAAUAGAUGGAUUGUAUGUUAAAGCCAAGGGCACCUACUGUGACAUCACUGAUUAGGGUGUGGCUUAAUCUGUAACAUGUUUGAAAGGGUAAUCCCAGAGGACAGAGCAGCAGCGGCUCUCUGCUUAUCAUAGCUUAUCAAUAAAAUGUCUACUGAUGUCAAAUUG
This is a messenger RNA of Labrus bergylta (ballan wrasse), 1191 nucleotides long. It is a transcript of the gene cox20, whose product is annotated as cytochrome c oxidase assembly factor COX20. NCBI's taxonomy places the organism in Eukaryota, Metazoa, Chordata, Actinopteri, Labriformes, Labridae. Gene Ontology annotation, cellular component: mitochondrial inner membrane; mitochondrion. Gene Ontology annotation, biological process: mitochondrial respiratory chain complex IV assembly. The record is from RefSeq and is a predicted model, not a curated record.